GCAAAAGAAGUAGUGGGGAUAAGAUUUUGUUUAUCAAUUUCAUUAUAUGUUUAUUUAUUAUUAUUUAUUACUUUAACUUACACAUUGUGGUUUUUUAACAAUAAAGAUUUUUUAAAUAUAAAAAUGACAUUAAAUGACGACGCGUGGGAAGAUCUUUCUCAAAUUUUAGCUGAUCCUCCAAAAAUACGUGAAAGUUGUAUGAACUGCAGCAGACCGGUUAAGGUUUGUUGGUGUCCAGGCUUACCGAAAUCUCGAUUAUGUCCACAAUCAAGAUUAAUUAUUUUACAACAUCCAGCAGAAAAUAAAAGAUGCCUGCGAACUGCUCCAAUGCUCAGUCUGUCAUUAGAACAAAACAAAUGUAAUAUAUUUAGAGGAAAAAAAUUUCCAUCAAUUAAACAUGAAGGUUUAGCUGAUAUAUUGAAUAGUUCAAAUACGAUACUUUUGUAUCCUUCAAAAAAUGCGAUUGAUAUAUCGCAACUUCCCAAAGUAGGUGUUGAUGGACAAAAACCUUAUAAUAUAGUUUUGCUGGAUGGAACUUGGUCACAAGCUAAGGCAAUUUACCAUUCUAGUAUAUUGUUGUCUACAAUAAAAACGUGUAAAAUAGUCCAAAAUGCUGCAAGUGAUUAUGUUAUUCGAACACAACCAACUGAAGGAUGUUUGUCGACUCUUGAAAGUGGUGCACUUUCAUUGUCUAUUUUAGAAAAUGAAGCAUCAUAUAAAGAUACCAUGCUUCGUCCUUUGCAUUAUCUUUGCAAAUAUCAACUUGAGAAUGGAGCUGUCACCCAUCAAAGUAAAGAAUUUCUAAUCAAACACAACUUAUAUCCAAGGCUAAUUGGAAAGCAGUUGGCUAGACAACUGAGGAAUGUAUAAAUAUAAUUGGAUAAUUACCUACUUAUCAGAUAUUAUAAUAUAUUAUUUGGAUAAAUACUUAAAUUACGAAAUAUAAAAAAAUUUGAAGUUUCCUUUUUAUUAUAAA
Chelonus insularis is the source of this 976-nucleotide messenger RNA. It is a transcript of the gene Dtwd2, whose product is annotated as DTW domain containing 2. The coding region runs from base 124 to 870 and encodes 248 amino acids. The transcript is spliced from 4 exons. NCBI's taxonomy places the organism in Eukaryota, Metazoa, Arthropoda, Insecta, Hymenoptera, Braconidae. The record is from RefSeq and is a predicted model, not a curated record.